AUGGAAGAGUAUAAUCAAUUUCUUCAAAAUGGAUCUCUUUCUCAUUUCCCUACCAAUGAGCUUCCAGAAAAUCACCACCUGAAUGAUGAUUCUGUGUUGACCAGUCAACAUGCAGAAAAUCAAAAUUCUCGUAACAACAUAGGAGAUGAUGAAAAUAACAAUCCCAUAUCCUUGCAUCAAUUGGAGGCUCAAUUGCAAAGCUUGAGAAUCGAUUCUACAUUGGAAGGACUACAUGGAAAUAGUACAAACCAGCAAACCCUAGUUGGAAACUCAAGGAUCAGACCAAGUCAAGUUAAUCAUGAAGUACCAUAUGGGCAUAAUAAUAAUAUUAUUAUUAUAAACCAUCAAAACCUAGCUAGAAACUCUGGGAUUGUUGGACCAAGCCAUCUUCAUGAAGGACAACUUCAAGGAAAUAAUAGAAGCCAACAAGUCCAAGUUCAGAACUUUGGGAUUGGACCAAGCCAUGAUGGCAACAGUAUGAGUCAGCAAACCCUAGCUAGAAACUUUGGUAUUGGAACAUGGCAUGGUUAUGAUUCUUCUACUCUUGGAAGAAUGUUGAUGAGACAGCAGAGAUAUAAUACCAUAACAUCACUAGAAGCCAUGAGGGGAAGGGUGGUUUCAAUGUCAAAAGAUGAAGAUGGGAGUGACUUUUUGGUGAGAUUGUUGGAUAGGGAGAACCCUGGAGAUAUUGAAUUCAUUUCAAGAGAGGUGAUAGAUCACUUACAUGAUCUAAUGAUGGAUCAAUUUGGAAGUCGUGUAAUUCAAAAGAUUUUUGAUGUACUCACUGUGGAUCAGACGACCUCCUUUUUUGAAUCAAUCACUAUCAAUUUGCUCAAGUUUCAAAUUGUUUGCACAAAUUGUAUCGGGAACUAUGUGGUGCAAUAUGUAAUUAAGAUGAGGAUGCCUGGACUUGAUGAAAAUAUAGUGAAUCAACUCAGAGGUCAAUAUGUUGACUUGUCAAUGGACAAGCAUGCUAGUAAUGUGGUGGAACAUCUAUUGCAAUUCUCAACUGAUAAUAAUGUUGCAAUUAUAGUUCAUGAGAUCAUGGCUAGCCCUAGAUUUUUGUAUCUUCUUCGAGACUCUUAUGGCAAUUAUGUUGCUCAGAGAUCCUUAGAAUGCUCUAAGGGACCUCUGUAUCAUAUAUUGGUGAACAGAAUUUUGCAACAUUAUAGAAAUCUAUGUACUGAUCAAUAUGGAAAAAAGGUUUUAGAAUUUAUGUAUGGCAGACGCAGAUUUCAUCCAAAAAUUUGA
Prosopis cineraria is the source of this 1251-nucleotide messenger RNA. RefSeq names its product pumilio homolog 12-like. Gene Ontology annotation, biological process: post-transcriptional regulation of gene expression. Gene Ontology annotation, cellular component: cytoplasm. NCBI's taxonomy places the organism in Eukaryota, Viridiplantae, Streptophyta, Magnoliopsida, Fabales, Fabaceae. The transcript is spliced from 3 exons. Bases 1 to 1251 code for a protein of 416 amino acids. Gene Ontology annotation, molecular function: mRNA binding. The record is from RefSeq and is a predicted model, not a curated record.